UUGCCCCGUGUCCCUGUCCCUGUCCCUUUCCCUGGCCACUGCCCCAGGGCAAGGAUGUAACCUAGGGCAAGCUUUCUUUUCCUUUUGCCUUUUCCUCAGCUCUUCCUGCCUCCCUCUGCUGGUCCUGCUAUUCCCCCAGGGCAAAUUAAACAAGGAUAAGGGGUUAUUGUGUAGUGGGUCUAGAGAGGUGGGCAGACUUUGCGACAGUCCUGGGACAGUCUGCCUCCUGGAGCCUCAGUUUCCUCAUCUCUAAAAUGGAGGUAAUAGUACCUGCCUUCUGGGGGAGGGUCAAGAGGAUUAAGUGAAAUAAUGCAUAGAAGGCCUUUACGACCUGCCUAGCAGGUAUCAAGCAUUCAGUAAAUGGUGGUUAUUAGUGACGAUGAUGAUGGACUUUCCCAAGUAAGGGGGGAAGGCUAAGGAGUGUGGUGGGACGUGAGAGUGAUCCCCUUUUACAAUUGCUGAGGCUAGUGUGGGGGUGGCUGGACAUGUGGAAGUGGCUGAAUGUCGGGACCGCCCACGUCAGAGGUGUUCCUUCCCAGAACCAGCUCUUGAGACCAGUGGUGGCAGAGUCUCAUCAGCUGACAUAGCAGAGGCUGUGUGUGAGGGGCAGGCUGCUUCCAGGGGUGUGGAAGGAUUCUCAAAGACAAUGGAGGAGCAGGAAGUUUGUGUGUCCAUUGGUUGAAAGAGCAGAAGAGGACUGGGAAGAACUUGAGGGGAUGACAGUUUUGAACUUCCUGAGAGACCAUUUCAACUAAGUCCUCUCCAUGUAUGUUUUUUAAAAGAAAUAUUUCACAUUCUCGUCCAAAGUAUAGUUUUUACAAACAAAAACAAAAUAGGUAUUGUUAAAAUAAAUAUUAAUGGUGUUGAAGAAAACUAUCCAGCUUAUAUAUGCCUUGCCUUUUAAAUUAAAAUAAUAGCAAUGUAAAUGUCUAGUUUGGGGAUGGUUUUUUGCUCAAUAUAAUGUGACAGAAAGACCUGUGAUUCAUCUGCUGAAUUAAAGAAUACUGAUUCUGAUGUAUUUAGUGAGUGGAAUAAUCAAAUUGAUUAUUGUUUUUUGAAGCAGCUGCAAACUUAGUCUAAAUGAAAAACUAAUGUAAAUUACUUCUCUGCAUUAUCAAAAAUGAAUUCCAUUCCCAUGUCCCUCUGAUUUGGGAGGAAUCUAUGGUAAGCCUGUAUCAAACUGCAAGACUGGGACUCUUAUUCAUCAUUGAAUUCCCUUUGGUUUUGUGCAUGCAGAAGAUUGAAAUUGAAUGAAUAUUUCCUAUAAAUGUAGAAAAAUAAUUUAAAUUCCCAGUCAGUAUGCCAUUUAGUAAUUGCAAUUAAAUCUAAUACUUGCAGCACAUAUGACAAAGGUUAAUUUCCUUAAUUUGCAAAGAGCUCUGACAAUUCGAUAAUAAAGGCAAAUAUGGGCAAAGGAUGUGAAAAGGCAGCUCAAAGACAAACUUAAGACAAGUCGCAUUAAACUUGAGAAAAGAUGAUCAGUCUCACUGAUAAUUAAAUAAAUGCACAUCAAAACAGUGAGAUACUAUUUUUAACCUCUCAGUUUGGCAAAAAUGAGAAAGUUACCAUUAUUGGCAGUUAUGGGGGAACAGACACUUCCGUGUGCUGUUGGUGAAAGGAUAGUUGGUGCUGCCUUUUGGGAGAAAAUUUCACGUUAUUGAUCAAAAUGAAAAACUAACCCAGCAGUUCCCUGCUGGCGGGAAGUACUGUGGCUAUUUACAUUGUUUCCUUCUUUUGGGAUCAAUUGGGGACUAGUUAAGUACAUUGUGACAUAGCCAUCCAUGGGAUACCGUGAAGUCGGAAAAGAUAGUGAAGUAGAUGAGUUUGUGGUGCUAUGGAAAGAUUUUAAGGUAAAUACGUUUCUAAAAAGCAGGGUACAGAACAGUUUAUGCUGAUACAUGUUUACAGUUUUCUCUGAGAGAACACUGAAAAACUCUUACCAGUGAUUAUCUUUGGGAAGAGGAACUGGGGAGGAGUUUUGCUGUUCGUUUUAUAUUUUUCUGUACCAUAAUUUGAAGUUCGACUAUAUGCAUACAUUUUAUUUUAAAGAUAAAAUUAAUUAAACAUUAAUCUAACUUAGGUGUAGGCCCACUGACAUUCCACGCAGAGGAGAAAUGAAGACCUACAAGCAACCAAUUACGCUUCAUGUCAGUAGAAAUGGACAGCAGCAGUUUUAUUCAGUUUGAUGUGCCCGAGUACAGCAGCACCGUUCUGAGCCAGCUAAACGAACUCCGCCUGCAAGGGAAACUAUGUGACAUCAUUGUCCACAUUCAGGGUCAGCCAUUCCGAGCCCACAAAGCUGUCCUCGCUGCCAGCUCCCCAUAUUUCCGGGACCAUUCAGCAUUAAGUACCAUGAGUGGCUUGUCAAUAUCGGUGAUUAAAAAUCCCAAUGUAUUUGAACAGUUGCUUUCAUUUUGUUACACUGGAAGAAUGUCCUUGCAGCUGAAGGAUGUUGUCAGUUUUCUGACUGCAGCUAGCUUUCUUCAGAUGCAGUGUGUCAUUGACAAGUGCACGCAGAUCCUAGAGAGCAUCCAUUCGAAAAUCAGUGUUGGAGAUGUUGACUCUGUUACCGUCGGUGCUGAAGAGACUCCAGAGAGUCGUAACGGAGUUAAAGACAGCAGCUUCUUUGCCAACCCAGUGGAGAUCUCCCCUCCAUAUUGCUCUCAGGUACGGCAGCCCACCACAAGCAGUGAUCUGCGGAUGGAGACAACGCCCAGCAAAGCUUUGCGUAGCCGCUUACAGGAGGAGGGGCACUCGGACCGAGGGAGCAGUGGGAGCGUUUCUGAGUACGAGAUUCAGAUAGAGGGGGACCACGAGCAAGGGGACCUGUUGGUGAGGGAGAGCCAGAUCACUGAGGUGAAAGUGAAGAUGGAGAAGUCCGACCGGCCGAGCUGUUCCGACAGCUCGUCCCUGGGAGACGAUGGGUACCACACCGAGAUGGUUGACGGGGAACAAGUGGUGGCAGUGAAUGUGGGUUCCUAUGGUUCUGUGCUCCAGCACACAUAUUCCUAUUCCCAAGCAGCCUCACAGCCAACCAGCGUAUCAGAAGCUUUUGGAAGUUUGAGUAAUUCUAGCCCAUCCAGAUCCAUGCUGAGCUGUUUCCGAGGAGGGCGUGCCCGCCAAAAGCGGGCUUUGUCUGUCCAUCUGCACAGUGAUCUACAGGGCUUGGUGCAGGGUUCUGACAGCGAAGCUAUGAUGAAUAACCCCGGGUAUGAGAGCAGUCCCCGGGAGAGGAGUGCAAGAGGUCAUUGGUACCCGUACAAUGAGAGGUUGAUCUGUAUUUAUUGUGGAAAGUCCUUCAACCAGAAAGGAAGCCUUGACAGGCACAUGCGACUCCAUAUGGGAAUCACCCCCUUUGUGUGCAAGUUCUGUGGAAAGAAGUACACACGGAAGGACCAACUGGAGUACCACAUCCGGGGCCACACUGAUGAUAAACCAUUCCGCUGUGAGAUCUGCGGGAAGUGCUUUCCAUUCCAGGGAACCCUCAACCAGCACCUGCGGAAAAACCACCCCGGCGUGGCCGAAGUCAGGAGUCGCAUGGAGUCCCCUGAGAGAACAGAUGUGUACGUGGAACAGAAACUAGAACAUGAUGCAUCGGCCUCAGAGAUGGCCCUAGAUUCCCGGAUGGAAAUUCACACAGUGUCUGAUGCUCCUGAUUAAGCUGGUAAAGAAGUGCACCCAAACAAAGCACAUUAAUCAAUGCAUAUUUGUGAUUUGCUUUGUUGUAAUCUUUGGUUUUCCCAACCAUCUGGAAAUCUCUUGGUCUCUUGGCAGUUUUUCUAAGGUUUCUGGAAGGAACACUUCAUUGUGUUUAUCCUUUCCACCGUCCUCCCUCCCCACCCCAAGGAGCUCAAAGCAUGAAGGGCAACGUAUCCAGGGAAAACACAAGCUGACAGUAUUCCUCUUUGGCUGAACUCGUAAUCCAAAAUCUGCCAGUGAUUUAGCUAUGCCAACUGGUUGACCCUCCAUUCUCUGCCAAGAGGCAUACUCUCUCAUUGUGUGCACUGGCACCAGUGCAUUUCCAUGAAGAGAGGCUAGGAUGCCGUCAGCUGAUACAAAUGGGUAACUUUUUCUAAUUUAAAAAUACUUUUAGGGGGUAGUUAGACAAUUUAUAUAUAUAUAUAAUAAAGUGAUUAUUAUAUAUAUAGUAUAUAUACAUUCUCAAAUUUGAUUUUAUUCUGGUUGAGGUGAAUGUAAGAGGAAUAUAUAAUUUAAUACAAUGUGAACAGGGCUUUUGACUCUGUCUCGUCCCUACCUAAUAUGUUAGGGUUUUGCCCCUUUAUUUCCCUUACAAAAGAAUGUUAAUAGGUUUUCAUAUAUAUUAAUCAUUGUGUCCAAAAGCAAGCAAAGCAAAUCACAGUGUUCGUAGCUCUGCUUCAUAACAAAUACAUAAACCAAAUGCCAUAAAAUGUAUUCAACUCUAGUUGGAAACCGUUUGGGAUUUUUGUUAGUUGUCCAGUAGGUAAGCUGGAUGACCCGUGGUGCUGACGUUUUUACACAUUGUAGUGUUAUAUUAGCCAACCCCAAAGGAGCAGUGGUUUUCAAUGUUCUUACUGGCCUACGAAUCUACCUUCAUUCCGUACUGUAGAAGCAUACACACCAGGUAACUAAAUCGAAUCACUCUCUACCACAAGUUAGUACUCGCACUAAAGGAAAGGGAUUUGUAGUUCUGUCUACAAAAUUCUCCAAGCAGUGUUGUGGUUUUUUUUCUUUCUCUUUUCAAACAGCCAGUUCAGGUGCACAGCAACUUUUUCUACAUGCAGUUCCCAGGGAAACUGCAGAACUUGGAAUUUGUACUUUUUGUAAAGAUAUACUCUAUGGGAAUUGCAAGCAAUAUAUCUAUCUUAGUAUUGUGUGUGCUAACGAGAGCCUCCGUGGCUCCCCCACUCUCAGUGUUUCCUGCUUAAAGAAACCAACAGUUAAAAAGCCCUCUAAGAUACUCUGUGUUUCACCAAAUCUGUGUGUGUCACCAUCUUUUUGGUCACGUGGUGCUAUUUUUAUGUUAUAUAUCUUUUAGGUCAGUAUAGUUGUAGAAAAUGUGAAAUCUAAUGGUAAUAGUGAAUUACAGUUUUUUUCCUCUCCUGAGUUUAUAGCUUGAAAAGAGACCUCAAAAGCAUGUGCUGGCAAACACGUUACUGUAUAAAAACAUACCUGAGUCCUAUUUGAAUAAUGUUUUAUUAGUCCUUCAGGAGAUGUCUUCAGUUCUAUAUUUUGUUCACCCAUGUGCUUCUAGUAUACAAAAUGGGCUUUACAAGAUUGCUUUGGUACUGUAUACUCUGGCAGAGAGUCAUUUUGUAAGUAAUGUGGUGGUGAGUUUGUGCUGCAGGUAGGGUGUCAGCAUUCCUGACCCUCUGCCUGAGAACCUGGGCUCUGCAACUCACAACCAGUGCGUCUCUGCAGGAGAGCAGCACAAACUGCCUGGGAGAAAAACCGAAAUGAAAAGACCAACCUCAGAGGCUAGGAGUUAAAGAAAUACAAAAAUAGACGUUUGCUGGUUUUCCAUGCUUUUUUGGCUCUUAAAAUACCAAGAAUGGUGGGGUUUGGGGGUUUUUUUUUUGUUUUUUGAGGGGGGAGGGUUGAGGAAAAAAAAUCCUUCAGGCCCUUGUGUGUGAUGCCCCCUGGGGUGGCGGCUGUGCAGUAGCAUCUCUUGAGCACACAGCUCCGUUGGCAUGUGAACUGCUGCACUCCGUACACAUCAGUGUUACUACGCACAGAUUACACUCGCGUCCUGCUGCUCCCGAGGAGCAGCUUUGGCUGAAUCGGGUAUAUAGUAUGCCUUUUCCUGUCAAACUGCCUAAGUAAGGGGUUUACUCUCUCCCUGAAGCACUUGUUCAACUCUUGUCAAAGCCGUGUGCCUCAAGGGGAGGCUGGACCCCAAGUGUUUACCCACUUAAAUAUGUUCUGGGGUUUCAGGUAAAUGUGAUUUUUUUUUUUCCUUACGUGACAAAGUUUGGUUUUGAUUUUCUUUUUUUUAAAGAAUUAAAUGCAAAAAAUUUGUGUUGUGAUACCAAUUAAGUUUGUGACAAACGCCCAAAUCAAGGACAUGAGGGGUCAGGCUCAGGGAAGGAACCUCCUUUUCCCUCAGGCUCGGGGCCUUCUGAGAGGCCUCCAGAGCGUUCUGUGAUGUAUGAGACGAGUUAGAAGGGGAGAGCGCUGGGAGCAAGCACCUUGACUGUCCUGGUUCUUGGCACCGUCUCAGUCUUAACCUUAUUUUCAUGGAGUUCUUUGUCUUUGUGAAUUCGUUUAACUGGUUUGAGUUUACCAAAGAGUGACUUAUCCAAAUUGUCUUUGACAAAAAUAUACAUUGCUUUGAUUGUACAGUUCAGGUUCAAACAUUGUAAUGGGACUGUUAAGGGGCAGAAAAUUGAUCGAGUUUUUCUCUAAUAAUCAUGAUUCCACAUUUUGCAAGUUCCACUUGCUCCCAUUCAUGUUGCUAACACUUUACCCUUUCCACUGCUAGCAGUGUUAGGAAUGAAUUCUCAAGCCAUAACACGGUACUGUAAGGUUCCACAGGGCUUCGAGGGAGGCAGCGCAGGCCAGCACAGAGCUGUGCAGCCUCUCUGAGCGUGCGUCCUGUCAUGCUUCUCAGUGUGCAUGGCGGCAAAAGAUCAACCCAUUCAGAUCGGGCAGCAGCAAUUAAUUGUGCCUUGUCACAUGAGGAUGUGCCAGGAGGAUUAACAUGACCACAGAACAGAAACAUUCUCUCCCCGAAGUUCACUUCACGUCUGCACAGACGAAGUACGCUGUGUAACUCUUUAGAGCAACUCUUUUUGGAAAGCAAAGUCCCUAUUUCUGUACAGGUUUAGGUUAGAUGUUUCAUUUAUAACAAAUGCAAAAAUUGAUUAAGAUAAAAGGGAUAUGUGAAGAAAUCUUUUACAGUAAAAUAUAUCCUGAAUUCAGAGAGGUUUGUUCAUAAUUGAGUCUCUUCUCGAGCUACCUUUUCAAUACGUAGACAAUGUGAAGACAGUGACAGCUUCCUUUUCUAUAGGUGUCUAACCUGUUAUUACAAACUGUGAAAACAAAGAAUUUUAUACUUUUCCUAAUGUUUGUGGUUUUAAACAGUUAUUUUCAUUCUUAUCAGUUCUCUACCCUCUAAUUUCUACUAAAGCUGUAAAUACAUUUAGAAAUUAUAUUUGUAAAUACAGUAUAUGAAGACAAGUUCAUUUUUUGAUCAGUGGAAAGCCUCUAAUUGGCUCUGCCUCGGCAGUUUUGUGUUUUUGUUUGUUUUUUUAACAGCAGAAAGGAUACUGUCGGUUCACUGUUAAGCAGAAUAUACUGUAGAACUAAAUUGAUAAUUUUCCACUUUCCAGAGCAUGAGUAGAUGUCUUUUCUAAUGAUAGCAGUUAUAACCAAGUCUUUGUUUUUCCCUUAGCCCGGACCAUAGGCCUGCAUACUUUUGUGUGUGGUUUUGUUUUUAUUUUUGUUUUUACAGCCUAGACUCUAGGAAGAAUUUGCAGGAACACAAAACGAGGGCUGGGGGGAAAUCAUCUGUGUGAAUGAGCUUUACUUUAAAGAAAUUAAUGUAUUUUAUUUUAACAACUUUUUCUAUUAGUUACUGUGAUUUUGUUGUUGUUGUUGUCGUUAUUGUUAAAUUCUGUAAUGGUUUCCUGUGAAGCCUCCACUGAAAGGGACUCAAAUAUGCAACACCUAAACUAUUUUCCAAGGGCACAUGCCCCUUGAAUGGUGCUUCUAGACUGGUCAGGGUUAUUUAUUAAAUUUUAUAUAUGAAAGUAUUGGGGAAUUAUGUAAAUUCUUUAUAUGAAACUAGUUCAUAAAUCAUAGAUUUCAUAUUACUCAGUGCAACUGAACUAAAAGUUCAGAAGAGUCAUUCACAUUGUUCCAAAUUUGUAAUGGUUGUCACGCACCGCAUCCAUCUUUUUCAGUAAGUGCCAGAGUGUUUCCACUGUUGCUGCCCAGUGCUUGACUUCUCGGCCCGGAAGAGAACCUGUUUUCUCUGGUUCCCCUCUGGGUCUGGCACAGACAGGGCUGUUGUCGUUCUUGGUCAAGGCCUGGAGCAAGCCUUGCAGCAGAUUCAGUAAACAGACCUCUUGCUCCCCCUCAGUGACAAGUAUGCUGUGAAUUCAACCUUUGGACUUGCUGCCCAAGCCUUUGGUUGCUGCCCUGACUCUAGUAAGAGGUAAACUUACCUGGUUUCUUUGAGAAUGACUAUUUUCCUAAUGUGAAAACAUCUCUCUCACCACUUUUAUUAGUAGGGCUAACAUUUUUUUCCGUUAUAAAUGGUUGAGCAAUUUGAAUGACUUAACACAGUGUCAUUAUCUUGCAAUAUAAACUGGUAACCUCACAACUCCACACUUCAUCACCAUAUGAAGUAAAUGAAGCUAGCUAAGCGGAUGCUGCAUCAACUAGUAACUCGCCAUUAAGGAUUAUUUUAUAGCAUGAAUUUAAGACUAUUUAUUCAAAUGAUAUUUUACUCUUGUAUUCAUUUUGUUUUAGAUUUGUGACAUGAAUAUUUCAGUGCUGCUUAAUUUUGUUCUGAAUUCUUGUUUCUUGCUUGUAAAUGGCUUUUUUAUGGUAUAAAUAAAGUCAAUGGAAAUUGCUGUUUGUAAAUAAAAAUGCUGCUAGAGCAAC
Messenger RNA from Diceros bicornis minor, 8589 nucleotides. RefSeq names its product zinc finger and BTB domain containing 34 (gene ZBTB34). Gene Ontology annotation, molecular function: DNA-binding transcription factor activity, RNA polymerase II-specific; protein binding; RNA polymerase II cis-regulatory region sequence-specific DNA binding. Gene Ontology annotation, biological process: regulation of transcription by RNA polymerase II. The coding region runs from base 2146 to 3660 and encodes 504 amino acids. NCBI's taxonomy places the organism in Eukaryota, Metazoa, Chordata, Mammalia, Perissodactyla, Rhinocerotidae. The transcript has 2 exons. The record is from RefSeq and is a predicted model, not a curated record.